AUGUUUUCAUGGUUACAGGCAAUCUUUUGUUCAACAGCAAUAUUAGAUCAUAAUGAACCAUUAGAUCUAAGAAUAAAUAUAUCAAGUACUUCAAAAGCAUACGAAAAUAGAGAUUUUUGUGAGAACGUAGGUAUACCACAAAAGAGUCAAGAAGCGAUUAAGACAGUAAAUAAAUAUUUAGAUGUAAAUCAAUCUGAUUCUAAUUUAUUAACAGAUUUUACAGGAAAAGAUUUAAACGGUAAAUGUAAAAAUGUUAAUUAUGAUUUAUGUAAUUUUUCGUCUUCAAUAAGUGAAGAGAACAAUUUGAUACCACAAGAUUUCACAAGAAGCACAGCUGCUAAAUAUGUAUCUAAGAAACAAUAUUGUACAUCAAAACAAUCGAUAAGUGACAAAACAUGUCUCAAAACCUCAAAUAGUGGUGGGAAUUAUACAGCAGAACACUCUCAAAUUAAUACAUCUUGGAAUAAUAAUAAGAAUUUAUUAUUACAUAAAAAUCAAAAUGAUUUAAUACAAAAACAAUGUGUUACUUCAGAAAACAAUGCAUUUUUACAGAAAAAUAAUAAUGUUUUGGUUUUGUCAAAAAAUCAAAAUUAUUACUUAAAAACUAAUGGUGUAAAUGAACUAAAUGAUGUUCAAACAGAUGCUCUAUUUAAUUUUGAUAAUGUAUUGUUAAAAAAUACCUCUAAAGGUAGUUAUUCUUUAAAUAAUUCUUACAAAAAUGAUAACAACGAAAAAGAUAAAGAGACAAAACCAAAAACUAACAAAGUAUCUAAUAUACAAACAAACGGCGAUGAAAUUGCUUCUAAGUCUAAAAGAAAAAAUAAGACUAGUGGAACAACACUAAAAAGUCAAUUUACAGCUAGCGAGCGCGAACUUUUUGGAAAAUACAAGGAAUCUGAAAAGAAGUUUAGAAUGUUUUUUAAGCUUACAAUUAAAAGUCGAAUGCCGCAAUUUAUUAAGAAACUUGAAAUAUCUAAUCUUUCUGAUGACUUGAAACAAAAAUCAAUUUUUGCUCUAAAAAAUCUUUUAAGUUUUUUAAAGACUAUAUGUGAAAUUUAUAUUAAUACAAAGAAAAAGAAAAAUAAGGAAGAUUUUUUAAAUUCAUUAAAUCUAGCAUUUAAUCAAUUUAGCAGGUAUGCAGACGUGUCUCAAAAACUUUUAAUUUUUAAAUUUAUUUGUAAAAAUUUACACAGAAUUUAUGACGGCGUCUUUUGUUGUGUUUCUUAUUGUGAUUUUUAUGAAGUUAACAGGUUAAUAUUUUUUGUUGAAAGAAGAUUUAAUUUAUUUUACAGUAGACUAUCGAAAUUAAGAGAAAUAUUUGAAAAAAAUGAUCAACAUUAA
Molecule: messenger RNA, 1341 nt
Organism: Vairimorpha ceranae
Lineage: Eukaryota; Fungi; Microsporidia; Nosematidae
Exons: 1
Coding region: 1-1341 (446 amino acids)
Source: RefSeq, a predicted model, not a curated record